CACGGCAACAGUCACAAGGGGAAAAUUCUCCCCGCACACGACCAUGCACCCGGUGCACGUAAGGCCAAAUGAGUAGGACCCACCGCUUUGCUCCUGGCCUCACCGCAACCGGGCGCGUGCACUUUCUCCAGGCGCCUCCUCUGUGAACUGCUUCAUCUUCAAUGCAUUUCCCAUCUCCUGGCCGAGACGACGAAGAAGAUGAGAAGAUCCCGUCAGAUUGUUUCCGCCAUGGAUUGAGGAACCGCCCGAGCUUUCCAUAGGGAGAGAAGAUUGAAUAUUCGAUGCGUUUCUGUUUCUCAUAGUAACCGAUCGUUUCGCGUUUCGGACUUGGACUGCUGCUUCUAGAGGACGAUCUGAUCGGACACGUUGACCUGUGGCGGAGUCGGAGAUCUUGUCCUGCCUUCUGUUUGUGCUCUGGUUUUUUCGGAGAAGCGGAUAGUAGAGAUGGGGUUUACUUCGGGAAUCGUCAUGGGGGCGAUCUUUGGGGUGGCGGUGAUGUUCGGAUGGAGUUACAUGAUGAGCUAUCGCAGGACCAAGCGUGUCGCUAAGGCAAUGGUUAUCAAACAACUGGCAUCCCUUAACCGAGAUGAUCUAAGGAAAAUUUGUGGUGAUAGCUUUCCUGACUGGAUAUCAUUUCCCGUAUAUGAACAGGCGAAAUGGAUGAACAAGCAACUGAGCAAACUGUGGCCAUUUGUUGCAGAUGCGGCAACAAUGGUAAUAAAAGAAUCUGUUGAACCAUUAUUGGAAGAGUAUCGACCUCCAGGGAUUACUUCACUGAAGUUUAGCAAGUUGUCGCUUGGAACUGUGGCACCAAAGAUUGAAGGUAUUCGUGUUCAAAGUCACAAAAAGGGUCAGGUCAUAAUGGAUAUUGACUUCCGAUGGGGGGGCAACCCCAGUAUUGUACUAGGAGUUAAAGCUGCAGUUGUUGCUAACCUGCCAAUUCAAGUAAGGGUUUGCAGUUCAAAUAUUAGAUAUGUAAAAACUAUACAGGGCCUUAAGAGGCACUGCUUACCUCAUUUUAGGAUGGUGGCCGCUAGCUAGGUCACUGAAUCUUGUGUCCUCAUCGAUAGACACCAUCCCAGGACAAGGUCGCCAACAACCUCUGCUAAGGGUGUAAUGGCUGCUAACGAAGCCUCCACUAUAGAGUUUUGAUUUCCCUUUUUUUUUUCUUUUUUUUUUUUACGAUUUUCCCUCUAUUAAGAGUGGUGGUCUUGUUAGUGGUCACCACCCUCAUAGGUAAAGUUAUCAGUGCCUCUUGAAGUGAUCAAUGACCUUAGUCGAGGAGUGGUGGCUAUUAGCGAGAGCCCCAUCCUUGAGAGUCGGGAUCCUAAGUUACAGUCCCAAUUCUCGAGGUUAGGGGACUCACUAGCGGUCCCCACAACCCCGACUUGUUGGGAAGAUCCCUUCUAUAUGGAGGAGAGAAAGCACAUAAAUUCGGGUUGUUGGUAUUAACAUGUAAUAUAGAUUAAUAGAGAUAUUAGUUGUUGUUUGGAUUCAAAUCAGAUGGGAGAAAGCCCGAUAUAUUUUGGGCCGGGCCAA
Messenger RNA from Punica granatum (pomegranate), 1539 nucleotides. The record is from RefSeq and is a predicted model, not a curated record. Lineage: Eukaryota; Viridiplantae; Streptophyta; Magnoliopsida; Myrtales; Lythraceae.